Molecule: messenger RNA, 710 nt
Organism: Anolis sagrei ordinatus
Lineage: Eukaryota; Metazoa; Chordata; Lepidosauria; Squamata; Anolidae
Gene: FKBP2
Product: FKBP prolyl isomerase 2
Biological process (GO): protein peptidyl-prolyl isomerization
Cellular component (GO): endoplasmic reticulum
Molecular function (GO): peptidyl-prolyl cis-trans isomerase activity
Source: RefSeq, a predicted model, not a curated record
UGGGGUGGGUUAGGAGUCAAAGCAAGAGCAGAGGAUCCUAGGGAUGGAGAAGCAGAGAGGCCUUGCUGGAUGUGUUUUCCCCGGGGUGGCAACAGCCCAGUGUCCUUGGGGGAAAUCUGGUGGCCACUGAGUCCGAGUCUCCUCUGGCGGAAGGGGUCUUAAACCAUGCAGGUGAACCUGGGAGCGGCACUGCUGAGCUUGGCUCUGUGGACAUUUUGUUCGCCGGUGCUGAGCACGGAAGGGAAACGGAAGCUCCAGAUCGGAGUCAAGAAACGGGUCGACAACUGCCCCAUCAAGUCCCGCAAAGGAGAUGUGCUCCACAUGCAUUACCUGGGGAAGCUGGAAGACGGGACAGAGUUUGACAGCAGCUUGGCUCGCGACCAGCCAUUUGUCUUCUCCUUGGGGACCGGACAAGUCAUUAAAGGCUGGGAUCAGGGCCUGCUUGGGAUGUGUGAGGGCGAGAAGAGGAAGUUGGUGAUUCCAUCAGAAUUGGGCUAUGGGGACCGAGGGGCGCCACCCAAAAUCCCUGGUGGGGCAACGUUAAUUUUUGAAGUGGAGCUGCUGAAGAUUGAGCGGCGGCAGGAAUUGUAGUUUCGGGAGAGAAAAGGGGAGGGGCAUGAGAGUGAGUGAGUGAGUGGCAUGAGAGGAAUCUGAACAAGCGACUCAGGAUUUGUUUGUUGUGGAUGGGCCAAAUAAAAGCACAGACCAGA